Sordaria macrospora k-hell is the source of this 1725-nucleotide messenger RNA. Lineage: Eukaryota; Fungi; Ascomycota; Sordariomycetes; Sordariales; Sordariaceae. The record is from RefSeq and is a predicted model, not a curated record.
AUGACACCACCCUGCGACCCAAUGCUUCUCGAUCAAGUACAUUCCGAGCCCUUGUCUCUGGACACCCGCCUACCGAGAACCGAGAGGGACCAAUCGUUACAGGAAGAAGAAGAGGGCAAGGCAACGGUCGAGCUGGCCAAUAUUAUGACCACAGCCUCAAACCCGGUAUCGCCGGCACCCGUUUCCGCGCACCCGGAUCCUCGAAAUGCCACGAUGCGGAGGGCCACUUGUCCAGCCGAGGACUUGAUGGAUCUAGACGAGCCCGGCCAUUGUCAACCGCCUGCAGACGCCCUGCCUGGACCGAGCCAGAGAGUUGGUGUAAACCUCAACCAUCUCCCCGCCGAGAUCCACGAAUGCAUCCUCGACCACUUGUUCGGCUUUCGCGUAUCACCAGCCUCAAAGAGCUCCAUCGUACGAUGGGGCACCGCACUGAGGCACUCGAGGCGAAGAGAACUGUCAGAGUUAUCGUUGGUCAGCAGUGUAUGGAGGGUCUUGAUUCAGGAGCGAUUAUAUCGGCACAUCAAGCUCAAAGCCACGAUAGAGUCGUUGCGCAGCUCGUUUUCGUGGUUCUGCCAAAACCCGCAUCUGCGCUGCUACGUCAAGCACAUCGAGGUCUGGUUUCCUGUCUUCCAGCCAAAGUAUGGACCCUUGGCAGUCUCCAACACCAAUGUUUUGCCUACCGUCACUGCCGAUGGCUUGACCAAUGCCACCUACAUACUACCGGGCAACAACUGUUCCCUAGAAGAGGCCUUUUACUUUGUCGCCGAGACUUUCCCCGAGGUUUCCGUCCUGACCCUGGAAGGUGGUGAAAGAAAGAAAGCGCCGAAAGUGCGUCAUUGGAUUCGGGAAGAACGCGGGCAGCUUAGGGCAAUGCCCAAGGUCAAAACCGUUCGGACGCUUAUCUGCAAGGGACAGUGGAACCUGAUCAGGAGUCUGGAAGACUGGGAAGCCAUCAUGUCGGCUCUCCCCAACUUGCAGGAAUGGCACGGUUCCUAUAGUAAGCCCAAGUCCAAGAGUUAUCUCACUAUGGCCGAAGUUCUUGGGCAGCCCAUGAGCUUGUCCACGCUUAAUCUCUGCAUUGAAGGCGAUUAUCGGCGAGAACUGUCCUUUCCCCAUUAUUUCAACAAAGUCAGGACCAAGGUGCAUUUCUGCUCGACGCUGGCACAAGCUGCGGCAUUACCUUCGAUGGAACACAUAUCUUAUACGGGAAGGGUUUGCAAGCAGUUCUUCAUCGACCUGGCAAACCGGCUGAAGGACGUCCGAAAUCCUCGUCUCAGAUCGAUCGAUAUUACGGUCAAGAACUGCUGCCGAAACGUAACACACUGGAAUGAAUCUGGGUCGGGGAUAACAGACAUGUUUUUCAUCAAGGCAUUUGAGGCUCUGGUACUCGCAGGUAUUCGCUCCUUGGAGAAGCUGAGCUCGGUCAAGUACCUGCGCAUUCGUUAUGUUGACCUCGAUUCCCCUGUUCCUCCGUUAAAUCCCUACUUCCAGUUGCGCAACGGCUGGGCUUCCGGUGUCUGGAGCGAGGUUAUUGUUAGCGAACUCAACCGCGUCCGGCCCUCGGUUCGCUUCGAGGAAUUGGCCGAGUCUUUUGGUGAGGUCGGCUACAGCAAGGAUGGCAGGAUAGUCAUAAAUCCUGACUUCCCAAGGGCCAGGGCUCUGUCGCUAAAGCUGUCUAACUAUCGCAUGCUGAGCGGUGGAAUUUCCAUUUCGCAAUCGGGCUGA